GGUAAACCAUCAGGACAUGAUGUGGACAUUUUGAUUACCCAUAAAGAUGUCUACCGCGUUGAAGGAUUGCUAGUAAAGCUUGUUGAAAGGCUUGAUAAGCUGGUAAGGAAAUAAAGAAACAAUAAAUCAAAGCCAAAUUAGAGGGAUCAUUCAAAGGUUUUUUAAGCUAAAACACUUUUUGAGCAUUUGUUUGUUAACAAAAUAAAUGUUUUUUUCCUUUUUAGGGUCACAUGGUUCACAAGGACUUAAUGGCUGGUCGGAAUUCAGCUCUUGGUGGAAGCCAAAAGUAUGUUGCAACAAAUAAAGACUUCAAUUUGAAAGCCUUGAAAAGAUAUCCUCCCACCUAAUGGGAUAGUGAUAUCAACAUGGCAUAAAUACAUUAUCAAGCAAGUUUGAAAUGGAUUUCAAUAUUGUUUGGUAAUGUAACCACUGUGCUUCAACAGUUACUAACUGUAUUACUAACAAUUACUAACAACUUUUUGGUGCUCUACUGAUCAGCAUAUUUGUUUUUCCUUACUUUGUUUUUAGGAUUGUAAAAGAGAGAUAUUCAAAAGUGACCAAUGUUAAAAAACCCAGAGACCCAUGUACAUCGAGACAAAACAAUAUAAACUCUGUAAGGGGAAGUUGGGGGUGGGGGCGGUGAGGUUCUUAAUGACCAAAAAUUUAUUAAAGAAAAAUACCAUCAAGGCCUCAAUUGAUAGCAGUGCUAAAGGCGUCUGAAUGGGCUACCUAACCCUGAUACGAAUAAAUAUUAAGGUCUCUCUCUCUUAUGAAGCAUAACUUAGUUUAUUUUUCUGUCAGUAAGUUAAAUUAUCUAUUUUAUUUGGGAAAAGUAAUAAUUUUAACUUUUUUCUGCGUUGCUAUCUCCUCUGGACUAAUCUAUGUAAAAUGUUGAAACAAAAUGUGUACAAUGUGUAAAAUAUAUAAUAUACAAACUUAACCUUGACAAUUAUUGUGCCCUGAAUGGCCAGGAGUGUUUAAAAGGGAGAAAAUCACAUUAAUGGGCUUGGUCAGUGAUAUUUUCUCCCUUGCUUAGACACACGGUGGGCCACAUGGAUAAUCUUGACCACUGCUUCUGUAUGUUUCAACUGACAACAACGGCAUUGGCAUCGUCAGACAGUGAUUCACUAACAGGUUCAACGAGAUAUGGAGGAUCGUGCAUUGAUGACUUCCAAGAGGGAAGGGGUGGAAGAGCAGUUAGAAGAGUUGACCUGAUUGUGACUCCACCCAAUCAAUUCCCAUUUUCUUUACUAGGAUGGACAGGUUCUAAGGUGUGUACACCAGCUUCUGUCAGAAAUAAACUGUUAUGCCACCCUUAAAGUGGUCUCCUCUUGCAAAAACUUGAGGCACCAAAUUGACUUAUUGUGUGCUCAAUUUUUGCGUUAACAUCUGUGGUUAUUUUGCAACAACUUUUAGGACUUGUGUUAGUGAUGUAUUACGAUGGAUGAUGUUACUGUCAAUAAUAAUAUUAUGCACCUGUUUUUCUUGUCUAGCAAUUUAAUAAGGGACUAUGCCUGGAAAAUGUUGAAAAUCAAGUUAUCGAACCGUGGAAUGUGGGAUCAUAACCAAGUG
Molecule: messenger RNA, 1572 nt
Organism: Porites evermanni
Lineage: Eukaryota; Metazoa; Cnidaria; Anthozoa; Scleractinia; Poritidae
Source: the annotation of a GenBank genome assembly